AUGGCGUUGUUCUGUUUAGAAACAUUCAAAGGUCGAACAAAGUACAAAAUGGAAUCCAACUCUAAGCUGGAGAAUAGUUUUAAAGUGAAACCCUAUCCUGUGGAUUUACCUGUGCAGCAUUAUGGCGAGCUGACCACAGGAUGUGACGAAUACCUGUCCAGUGUUAAGUCAGAUGGUGCUAGGCUUUUCACCCUUCCUCAUGGAGAGAAAGUGGAAGUAACCUGUGAGAACAUUGGUCGACUUGCAUUUCUGAGAGAUGGUGAUUUAUCAUGUUUUAUUCUUGCUCUCCACACACCUGAGGAUGAAACACAAGUGGUUGCUGUGUUCUUGCAAGGCAAAUGGUGUCCUGUUGGUGAUGUUUUGAAGACAUCGAACAAAUCAAGACGUGGACUUGUGUUAGUGGAGUCAGUGAUGGAGAGAGUUGUGCUAUUCCUGCUCAGUCAAGUUAUAUUUGGAAUUCUGGAAAGGCCUCUCGGAGAAGACCUAUAUUUUUCUGCCUAUUCCUUGUGGGAACAUGGCAAAAUUCUCUGGCAAAAUGGAGAGGCGGUUGGGUUUUACACCGUCAAAAAAAAGGGCAGCCUGUGUGACGGCUGCUCUGGUCAGAGUUAUCAGCUCCCUGUGCUGGACACUGUGUUUGUUCGCUCUCACUGGAGAAGGACCGGGCUUGCUUUACAGAUGCUGGAGGAUUUCUGUUUGUCCCAACCUUCCGAGGGCAUUCUGGGAAUUAGCUUUCCUAUGUCUCCUGGCAUGUAUGGAGUUUGCAAGAAGUAUCUCGGGAUCCACAAAGAAGAACGAGACCGUCUUUAUGAGGUGGAACCCCCUGGUGAAUGGGCUCAGAGACGCAAUGUGUGGUUAAAUAUCCAGAUGCGGGACCUCCCAAAACACUGUGGAAACUCAGAGCAGAGUCCACACAGCUCAUAUAGUCACGAAAGAAGGGAAGCUGAUUUAGAAGAAGAGGGGAUUCUGCGACAAUGUGGCUCAUCAGUCAGUCUCAAAGACACAUCAAGCUCGGAAAAGAAGCGACCAGCAGAUCAGUCCAACACAGGGAUUUGCUUUAAAAAAGCCCGGGCUUAACA
This is a messenger RNA of Rhinichthys klamathensis goyatoka, 1076 nucleotides long. RefSeq names its product family with sequence similarity 169 member B (gene fam169b). The record is from RefSeq and is a predicted model, not a curated record. NCBI's taxonomy places the organism in Eukaryota, Metazoa, Chordata, Actinopteri, Cypriniformes, Leuciscidae.